Molecule: messenger RNA, 2160 nt
Organism: Cucurbitaria berberidis CBS 394.84
Lineage: Eukaryota; Fungi; Ascomycota; Dothideomycetes; Pleosporales; Cucurbitariaceae
Exons: 2
Coding region: 1-2160 (719 amino acids)
Source: RefSeq, a predicted model, not a curated record
AUGCCCCCAACGCUACAUCCUCACCUGAAGCGAGGGCUAGACUUCGACAACUUUUACGUCAAUCCCGAAGAUGUCAUGGAAGAACUACCGGCAGACUAUCAGGGCGCAAAGGAACAGGCGGCUAAGCGGAGGAGGGUGGAGAUAAUCGCAUCACAAUAUCUACGAGGCAAACCACCCGUCAUAUUAUCAGCGGGCCUGAGAGGACCUUUCAGGAACGGCUGGAAGAACCCCUGGGCGAACAAAUCUCGGACAGUGACAGCGUCGUCGGUUGAGAACAGUAAUACGCUGGAUCAAAGAAGCAGACGUAGUCGGAGGAAUGCGACCCAAGGUAUAAGCACUACGACAGCGAGAAACAGUAGACAGAAAGAAGCUGGCGCAGCAUAUAAGGCACUACAGAGUGCGUCACCAGAAGCAUCCAGAGCUGCUGAGGAUUAUCUCAAUCUCGAGGCUCACCAAAGGGACGACAGCCUCGACGAGGUGGAAGUCCCUCCAGCUACAGCACCUUUGUCAGAAGGGGACGAUGUGUCCGGUUCUGCCGAGGUUUUCAGUACACACAAUGAAAGACGCAUACAGAACCGAUCCCCUCCGACGAAUCCGUUUUGGCUACGACGCCCUGGGUCCAAAAGGAAGGUCGCCAUGAACCAACCAUCAAACAACGACACCCAGUUGUCGCCCACACGUUCGCGCUCACGGAACGGGCAUUCACAGCUAGAUGAACUCCAGCUUGCUCUACCAAGGGCCCCUCUACACGGUCAAGGCCCCAUGACCAGGGAAGCCGUGCUAGAAGAGUGUAGAUCCAGUGCCUCGGCAUCCAUGGUCAUUUCAUCACCUGCGAAAGCCACAAAUCCAACGCCAAAUAGAAGAAAUGAUAUGCCAAUUGUGAUCGGCGAUCCAGUGCGGCCUACAAAGGACGUGCUGAAGAGUGCGGCAAACCUGGAAGAUUCCUUUCGCCCCACUUCAAAUCGGCUUGUAACGCCAAAUGGCCAAGAUGCUGAUAGCAGUGUUCGUGAACCCCAUAAUGCUGAUGGAGAUCAAUAUUCGCAGGGGACGUUCACUACAAGGACGUCAUUGGCAGGCCAUUCAAAGUCGAAAACGGACUCUGCGGGCGCGGAAACCCCUCGUGCAACUGGCCACCAGAUCCCGCAGCAGUCAAGCCGCAGGAGUGUACAAGAAAAGUCACAGCGAAGAGCACUGCACCACGAUCUCGUGGCUUCACCAGCUCUAGGUUCAUCGGUUGGAUUUAUCUACCGGAAGGUGGAGAAUUCGAAACGAAAUAGUGAGAACGCUCAAACUUCGCCAGCGAGUAUCUUCAGCUUCACUUCUUCGCCUGUUAUUCGAAAGGACGAGCAAAGUCCCGAGAGGACAAGACUUACUCCAGAAUCUGGGCCAUGUGCCAAGGACACUCAUCAGACAAACAUUUCGGAUGCUAAAGGAGCAUCUGUGCUGCAAUCUGGGGAUCUAGAAGUUCAAGCAAAAGGCAACGAUUUUCAGGAGGGGCAGCAAGACCCAAUAUCUAGUCGUUCCAGCAGGAACUCAGCAUUUUCAACACAAGCCGCCAUGCGGCUCGCCCACAUUGACUUCCAAGAAAGCACCUUCCCUACCAUGUCUUCAGACAUGCCUCAACCUUGGACCCAACCGCAGAACGAUAGCCCACGGCCGAUGUUGCCCGAACCCAGUCCAGCCAUGACGCCUCUCUCUGUAUUCAGCGCUCAUUUAGACAAGUCUCUUGCGAAAGAAAGCGUGCUGCGAGGGGCAACGAUGAACACGCAAGAUCUAUUUGCUGCAGCCUCUCCGUUCGCUUUCAGUACAGCCAAGAAAAGGCCCGAAUUACCCCAGCAAAGCAGUCUGAGGUUUGCUCUGCUCCAGAAGCAUGAAGAGCAACCGGGAACUAACAACACGCCCGCAAAAAGCCCCACUCCGUCUGCUGGCCGCCGGACUCCACUGAAGGCUAAGAACACGACUCACACGAGCUUCUGGAGUUUUGUCACCGAGAAGGCGUCGCAGGAGUCCUUGAUGGAUAGAUCAAGACGCUCCGUCGGUGACGUUGAAUUACCUCAAUUAGACUUGAAUACGUCAUUAGAUGAUUUUGGUCCCAGUGACGGACUACACUUCACGGAUCGGUUUCUGCGUGAUUUGGAUGAUUCGCGAAUAUCACCCUAG